AAAGAAUAUACCUGGAAAAAAGUCUGCAGGAACACAUGCAACAUCUAUUGACAUCGUUAAGACAAGAAUUUGCGAUAUGUGGCGUUUAGUUUGUCGGUGGUGCUGAAACAAAAAACCUAUAAAAUGGUCCCCACGCUGACUACAUAUUUCAUCCCUUCGUUGAGUGCCUACAGAACGACCUCGAACACAUUCAGUACUGCAACUAAAACUGCCUACAAGAUGCUUCUCAAGUCGGUCAUGGUUUUUAUGCUUCUUAUUGCUGUUGUCUCAGCAUGCGGAGGCGGAGGAAGAAGAGGUGGAGGUGGUGGAGGUGGAGGCGGUAGUGGUUCAAAUUGCCGAACUACUUGCAGAAUGGUGUGCUACCGGAUUCGAGUGUGCCGCCCUUCCAAUCCAAGUCACUGUCCAGUUAGCACAAAAUGUUUUAGAAAGUGUACAAACCCUUGCAGAAGUGUAAAGAAGAGGUCUAUCCCAGAAGACAAGGUUAUUUUACAGCUACCUUCGACGUUCACCUUCUACGAUAGCGAUAAAGAUGGGGGGAUCAGCCUGGAGGAGUUUGCCCGUGCUAUUGAAUGGGACCAAGAAAAGGCCAACGAGAUGUUUGAACUGAUCGACACCGACUCAGAUAAGAGGAUAGCUUGCGAUGAAUUUAAGAAAGCUCUGAAAGGAGUAGACGACACUGAGCCAAGCUGUUAGGCUGAAUCUACCGCAACAGAAAUGACCGUCGAAUGGCUUGGACGAACACUAUGAUUGUGUAAAAGUGAAUGUAAGCUUUAAAUCUGCUUUACACUUAAAUAAUAGCGACUUAGAACAAAAUAGCAAGCUCCAUCAUAUACCAAAGAAUAUGCGUGUGACAGUGGUUUUAGGGUUAAAGAUAAACUAUGCUUAACUAAUACAGCGUGUCCUAAUUGUACAAUCGCAUUAAAAGCCAUGCGCAAUAAAACUCUUUGAAUCAUGUCUCAUGAAA
Molecule: messenger RNA, 964 nt
Organism: Actinia tenebrosa (Australian red waratah sea anemone)
Lineage: Eukaryota; Metazoa; Cnidaria; Anthozoa; Actiniaria; Actiniidae
Molecular function (GO): calcium ion binding
Source: RefSeq, a predicted model, not a curated record